AUGCAGCCUCCUCCAGGUUUUGAUGGUAUUAAAGGCAACAUGGUUUGUAAGCUACACAAGGCAAUCUAUGGAUUGAAACAAUCCCCAAGAGCUUGGUAUGCCAAGCUCAGUUCAGUUCUAGAGAAGGCUGGAUUCCUACGAAGUAAUACUGAUUCCUCAUUGUUUGUAAGAACUGGCACCAGUGGGAAAUUGGUGGUGCUCAUCUAUGUAGACGAUCUCAUCAUCACAGGAGAUAGUGUUGCUGAAAUUGAGGCACUAAAAGUCUCGAUAUGCCAAACAUUUGCUAUCAAAGAUCUGGGGAAACUAAAGUAUUUUUUGGGCAUAGAAAUGGCAACCUCUUCAAAGGGGCUAUUUCUACAUCAACGGAAAUAUGUAUUGGAUCUUCUUCAGGAAGCAAAAAUGCUUGAUUGCAAACCUGCCAUCACUCCCGUGGAUUCUAAACUAAGGCUCAACACAGAUGGAGAAGCCAUGCAUAAUGUGAGUUACUAUCAACGAUUGGUGGGCAAACUUAUAUAUCUCACCAUCACACGUCUGGAUAUCACAUAUGCAGUGAGCCUGGUAAGCCAAUUUAUGCAUUCUCCUACAGUUGAUCAUCUUAACAUGGUUAAGAGAGUUCUGCGUUAUCUCAAGGGUUCGAUAGGGCAGGGAAUCAUCAUGCGUAACAACAACUCCACUGCCAUCAGUGGCUACACUGAUGUAGAUUGGGCAGGGAAUUCUCUUGAUAGGAAAUCUACCACGGGUUAUUGCACGUUUGUUGGUGGAAAUCUUGUCACUUGGAAGAGCAAGAAACAACAUGUGAACUUAUAUGGCUUAAAGGGCUUCUUUCAGACUUAG
Molecule: messenger RNA, 834 nt
Organism: Malus domestica (apple)
Lineage: Eukaryota; Viridiplantae; Streptophyta; Magnoliopsida; Rosales; Rosaceae
Source: RefSeq, a predicted model, not a curated record